Staurois parvus is the source of this 316-nucleotide messenger RNA. The record is from the annotation of a GenBank genome assembly. NCBI's taxonomy places the organism in Eukaryota, Metazoa, Chordata, Amphibia, Anura, Ranidae.
AUGUAUGUGAAAUGGUUUGAUACAGUAAUGUUUUACUAUGUGAUUUUAGUGAAUUUAGUGAAUGUCACUUUUUGUCAUUUUCAAAUUUACCGCCAUUCCGUCCCCGUACGUCCUGACGUCACAGGGGACGAAACCCAGAAGACAGAUCCCGGCAUCCGCCGGAGGACAUUACAAGUUACACUUCAGGAGGGACAUCGUGGGAGCGCAGGACAAGGUAAGUGAAGAAGAGAUCCCGGAGCAAUGCUGCAUGAUAUUCCCGAGUGUAGCUCGGGGUUACCGCUUGUGCUACACUCGGGAAUACCGCCAGGGAGGCUAC